GAGGUGUUAAUAUUUAAAAUAUUUUAUAAAAAUCAACUUUACAAUUUAUUUGUUAUUAGAUCAAAAAAAGUUUAAAUGUUUAAUUUAUUUAGGAAUAAGGGAUGUUGGAUCAAUUGUAGCAAAUCAUACACAAACCGACUCCGGUGAUUAGAUUAUCUUGGCGUUUUAACUUUUCUUUCAUCUAAAAACAUAAAUGUAACGUUAAUGUUUUUAAUAUUUUGAUUGAAUUUAAUCUUGGUGACUGUACAAAUAUGUAUUUUAGGUAUUAGUUAAAUGUAAAAAAGCAAUUACAAAUUAGUAAAUUAGUAAAUUAAUAAAACUAUACAAUAAUGUUUUACCAUAUUGCUUUAGAACACGAUGUUUUACUGCAUCCCCGAUACUUUGGUCCACAGUUAUUAGAUACAGUUAAGCAAAAAUUGUACCGUGAAGUUGAAGGUACAUGUACUGGAAAGUAUGGUUUUGUAAUUGCUGUAACACAUAUUGAUAAUAUUGGUUGUGGUCUUAUACUACCGGGACAAGGAUUUGUUGUAUAUACUGUAAAAUAUAAAGCAAUAGUAUUUCGGCCAUUCAAAGGUGAAGUAUUAGAAGCUGUAGUAACCCAGUUAAAUAAAGUCGGAAUGUUUGCCGAAAUCGGACCACUUUCCUGUUUUAUAUCUCAUCAUUCAAUACCAUCAGAACUACAAUUUUGUCCAAAUACAUCUCCACCAUGUUAUAAGUCUAAAGAAGAAAAUAUAGCUAUCCAACCAGAAGAUACAAUUCGAUUAAAAAUAGUUGGCACACGUGUAGAUGCUUCAGGAAUAUUCGCAAUCGGUACUCUUAUGGAUGAUUACCUUGGUUUAAUUCACUAAUACAGAAGCAGAAAUCAAAAUAUACAAAAUGUAUUUUGCAUAAUUUACAAUUGAUAUUAUAUGAUAUUCCUAUUUUAUUGAUAAUUUUAUUUUCUAAUAAAAAUAAACAAAUAGUUUUUGUAAUUGAUAA
Messenger RNA from Adelges cooleyi (spruce gall adelgid), 978 nucleotides. Its product is annotated as DNA-directed RNA polymerase II subunit RPB7-like. Gene Ontology annotation, molecular function: single-stranded RNA binding; single-stranded DNA binding; translation initiation factor binding. Gene Ontology annotation, biological process: positive regulation of translational initiation; transcription initiation at RNA polymerase II promoter; DNA-templated transcription. The transcript is spliced from 7 exons. The record is from RefSeq and is a predicted model, not a curated record. Lineage: Eukaryota; Metazoa; Arthropoda; Insecta; Hemiptera; Adelgidae. Bases 330 to 848 code for a protein of 172 amino acids. Gene Ontology annotation, cellular component: RNA polymerase II, core complex; P-body.